Molecule: messenger RNA, 1690 nt
Organism: Camellia sinensis
Lineage: Eukaryota; Viridiplantae; Streptophyta; Magnoliopsida; Ericales; Theaceae
Source: RefSeq, a predicted model, not a curated record
UGUUGAAGGUUUCUCGGGACUUUGAAAGGGUAUGUCAGUAAUAGAGCACGUCCAGAAGGUUCUAUCGCUGAGGCUUACAUUGUCAAAGAGUGUCUUACUUUUUGUUCAAUGUACUUAAAAGGGAUUGAUAAACCUGAACGAAAUGAUGAUGGUGGUGAACGUGGUCCCGGGAUGGAGGUCUUUACCCAAAAUGCUCGUCUAUUCUCACCUAUCACAAGGGCUCUUGACCCUUCGCAAAAUGAACGAGAAAUGGCUCACUGGUUUGUGUUGUACAAUAGCUCUGAGGUGGAGCCAUAUAUUGAGGAGCAGAAGAAUAUUUUACAUAAUGUACAAGGACGUGACAUAAGUCGGGUACAACGGGAAGAAUUUCCAAAAUGGUUCAAAAAUCGUAUGAAUGAUUUGCGAACGAAAGGGUCACCUGAAGCAACUGACGAAUUGUGGUCAUUAGCAAAUGGGCCUGGAUCGGUAAUUGACUUUUAUUCUGGGUGCAUCUACAAUGGAAUUCGAUUCCAUACUAGAAACCGUGAAAAUCGUCGUACCUGCCAAAAUAGUGGGUUGGUCGUAGAAGGGGACCAUAAUGGGAACCAAAUUAAUUUUUACGGCUACUUGUGCAAAAUAUGGGAAUUGAAAUACUUGCAUGGGGGUACAGUGGUUUUGUUCCAAUGUGAAUGGUAUGACACCGGUCACAAGAAUAGAAUAUACUCCGAUGAACAUGUCACAAGUAUUGAUGUUACAAGACUUUGGUAUGAAGAUGACCAAUUUGUUCUACCUUGUCAGGAAAAAAUGCGAGCCCAGCAAUCCAAAAUUUUGGCAGGCAUUAAUUCAAUUACAGAUGAUGGGUUGGUUGGGAGGAGGAAGUAUAAGGAGGCUGCGGAACUUGCUGUAGAGUCACCGCAGGGAAUUCUGCGCACUUCUGACACUGUUGCUAAAUUUCAGAGUGUUCCAAUGCAAGCUGGGCAAACACCUCCUUUGCUGCAGUACUUUGGAACUCUUUUAACUAGGGGAAAGCUCAAUGCUUUUGAGUCAUUGGAACUAUCUCGCCUUUUUGUAAAUCAGAACAAAAAGAAUCUUUUGGAGAAUUGGUUGGCAGAGGACAAACUUGAAUGUAGCGAGGAGCUUGGAGAUCUUGUGAAGACAGUGGAUAAUGACCUUGCACUGAAAAUUUACAUUAAAGCAAGAGUGACUCCAAAAGUUGUUACUGCGUUUGCUGAGAAGAGGGAGUUUGACAAAAUUCUCAUACACUCAAAGCAGGUGACAUGCUUAUGCAAUUACAAUCAUUCAAAUAUGUUCUGUUUUGUGGAUUUGCAGAGUUCUUGCCCAAGUUGCAUACUUUGGUUCUCACUAACAAUCAACUAACGAAUUUGGUUGAGAUUGAUCCUCUUGCAUCACUCCCUAAGCUGCAGUUUCUUAGUCUUCUUGAUAAUAAUAUCACAAAGAAGCCAAAUUACCACUUAUAUGUCAUCCAUAAGCUGAAAUCAUUGCGCUUGCUAGACUGUCAGUAUGUUGUUGUCAUUUACUUGUUAGUUUUGAUUAACUUUCUUAGGCAUGUUAAGGCUUAAUUUUUUGAAACCAAGCCUCUGUUUGUUAUGUGACAUGAUUAACUUUCAACUGUAACAAUGUUCCUAUUCUUGAAUUUUGCAAAUGAGAAAUUGUUAUCCUUCUGCCUUUUCAAAAAGCAUUGGGUUGAAGG